Dromiciops gliroides (monito del monte) is the source of this 3950-nucleotide messenger RNA. RefSeq names its product synaptopodin 2 (gene SYNPO2). Gene Ontology annotation, molecular function: actin binding. NCBI's taxonomy places the organism in Eukaryota, Metazoa, Chordata, Mammalia, Microbiotheria, Microbiotheriidae. The coding region runs from base 60 to 3827 and encodes 1255 amino acids. The transcript is spliced from 5 exons. Gene Ontology annotation, cellular component: stress fiber; nucleus; actin cytoskeleton. The record is from RefSeq and is a predicted model, not a curated record. Gene Ontology annotation, biological process: positive regulation of actin filament bundle assembly.
GGGACUGGUGCCUCUCGUUCCCAGCUCUUCAUGCUGCUUGGCCCCCUGAGUGGAGCACCAUGGGCACGGGGGACUUUCUCUGCAUCUCCAUGACUGGAGGGGCUCCCUGGGGCUUCCGCCUGCAAGGUGGCAAGGAGCAGAACCAACCUCUACAAGUGGCCAAGAUUCGUGGCAAGAGCAAAGCUUCGUGGUCUGGUCUACAUGAAGGGGAUGAAGUGGUCUCUAUCAAUGGCACCCCAUGUGCGGAUCUCACCUACUCAGAAGUCAUCAAACUUAUGGAAAGCAUCACUGAUUCUCUCCAAAUGCUCAUCAAAAGACCAUCCAGUGGAAUAAAUGAAAACUUCAUCCCUGAAACUGCAAACAAAGAUCACGAACACUUUGUACAUGAGGACCACGUGGAGAGAACCAGCCUGCAAAUUUGCCCGCCCCGCACCCAGGACCAGAGGGCAUUUCCCGGCCAGAAAGAUGAAAAGAGUGCUGAGGAUUGCUCAGGAGAGACCAAACCAAGCUCCCAGAUAGCUCUGCAGGUCCCAAGAAGACCCUGGACAGAGCCGAUAGUCUUGGGAGAGACAGAAGAAGCCAGGCCAGGAGCCGUGGUGGAGCUGCAGUUGUCUCUCUCGCAGGACAGACACAAGGACCCUGGGGCUUUGGUGGGGACUGUCCCGGGAGGAGCCGAAAACCACCCCUCCCCUGACCCUGACCCUCACCAGCUGCAGGGAGGGUUUGGCCAAGGACCGUCUGCCUUCUCUGAUGAGAAAGAGGAUUCUGGUCAGGGGCCCAGUGACAAGUUAAUUCAGCUCUCUAGUGGCAGAGAGCUGCAAAUUACCCAGGGGAGAGAGGCGGGAGCCCCCCACCUCUCCAGGGCUGAAGUGAUCAUCAACUACUCCUACGACAGAGAGAAGGCAGAAGGGUCCAACUGGGCAGGAAGAAAGGGGUGUGGUGAUUUUCAAGUGGAAGGAGGGCGGGCCGAAGCACCUCCUUCUGUGGUCUCCUUUCCCCUCUCCUCCGAAGGCACUGAGCAGGGAGAAGAUCAACAGAUCUCAGAAAGGGAUCACCGGAGGCCCCACAAGCACCGAGCCCGGCACGCCCGGUUCCGCCGGAGCGAAAGCUUGUCAGAGAAGCAGGUGAAGGAAGCCAAGUCCAAGUGUAAGAGCAUCGCCCUCCUCCUCACAAAUGCCCUCAACCCCAACUCCAAGGGGGUUUUGAUGUUUAAGAAACGCCGCCGGAGGGCGAAGAAGUAUACCCUGAUCAGUUACGGCACCGGAGAGCUGCAGAGGGAAGCAGACACCGAAGAAGACAGCGAAAAAGACGGGGCUGUGGAAGUUAAGUUCACCAGCGAGUCGGAGGUAGAUGAAGAGAUCGUCUCAGACGCUGACGACGACGAAGACGACGAAGACACCCCAGUGUGGUCCUCGGACUGGGACUCUGGACUGGUAGACGUUGAGAAGAAGCUGAAAAGUGGAGAUAGGAUGCAGAUGCUGCCAGACAGCUCGGGGAAGGGCGUCCUCAUGUUCGCCAAGAGGAGGGAGAGGAUGGACCAGAUCACAGCUCAGCAAGAGGAGGGGAAGGCUGAGGGAGUGCCCCGCGGGGAACUGGAGGAUGGCCACGCAGAUGGGCUGAGAACAGUCACUUCCUACCAGAGGAGAGGAGAAGAAAGCAUGAGAAUGCAGAGUAACUUGUGUAAAAGCUACCUGGAAGGAAGCCACACAGUUCAACAGAACGGGUUCAGUGGAGCCCCCGAGAUGCCAGAGGCGCACAGAUUGGCUGCCUCCAACAGGACAGCCAAGCCCUUCCCAGGAUCCAUGAACCAGACGGCAGUGCCAUAUUCCCCUACCAGAAACCUAGCGAGUCCUCUGUACGACUUCCCUGCCCCACCCCCUUACUCUGCAGUCACCCCUCCUCCAGAAGGAUUGUCCAGAGGGGUGAGCAGCCCCUUGGCUGCCCCAGCACAACCACCUCCAUGGCCCCAGCCAGCCCCGUGGGCCCAGCAGGCUUUUUAUGAGCCAACGGAACAGAUCGCUUCGCGAGAUGAGAGGAUUGCCGUGCCAGCCAAGAGAACGGGCAUACUGCAGGAGGCCAGGCGGAGGGGCACGUCGAAGCCCAUGUUUACCUUCAAAGAGGCACCCAAGGUCAGCCCUAACCCCGAACUGCUGUCACUCGUGCAAAAUGCGGAGGGCAAGCGAGGGACCGGGACCGGGUUUGAGUCCGGACCCGAAGAAGACUACCUCAGCCUUGGAGCCGAGGCUUGCAAUUUCAUGCAGGGCCACUCUUCUAAGCAGAAGACCCCGCCUCCUGUCGCCCCCAAGCCCUCCGCCAAGCCCGCCCCCUCUCAGCCAGUCACUCCCGGCUCCCCAGUCUGGUCUCCGUCAGCACUAGCUCCUAGCCAGCCUCCUGCGUUCCCGGUGUCCAAUCAGUCCCAGGGAGUAGUCGCAUCUGCCAUCAAAAUAGCUCGGCCUGCUUCCACCCCCUACCAGCCCCCCAGUACUCCCAACGUGGCCGGUCCCUUCAAAGGACCUCAAGCGGCAGUGGCCAGUGUGAACUACGCGCCGAAGGUGAUGCCCACAGGAAACGCUCCGCCAGUCUCUGGGGCGGGCCCAGCCAGCGAGCUGCCCCAAAUGAGCGGCAAAGGGGCCCAGCUCUUCGCUAAGAGGCAGUCUCGGAUGGAGAAGUACGUGGUAGACUCCGAAAAAGUCCAGGCCCACAUGGCGCGGGCCCAGUCUCCCACUCCAUCUUUGCCAGCCUCCUGGAAAUACUCCUCCAAUGUUCGAGCCCCGCCACCAGUUGCUUACAAUCCGAUCCACUCUCCAGCCUACCCUCCGGCUGCAAUGAAGCAACAGCCUGGAGCUGCCGCCACCUCCAAACCGAGCAAGAAAAAGGGGAAGAAGCCUCUCAACGCUUUGGAUGUCAUGAAACACCAACCGUAUCAGCUCAACGCAUCUCUAUUUACUUUCCAACCUCCGGAUGCCAAGGACGGCCCAGUCCCAAAGCCACCGACCAAGCUUGGGCCAGUCCCAGUCUUGAAGCCAGCUCCUCCUUCCUCCCAGCCGGUCAACGCUAGCUCACCCACCACCUUCCGGGCUUCCUCCGUGUGCUCUGUGCCAGCCUACAGUUCUCAGGCUACCUUCUACUCAGAGGCCGCUGCCACGCCAGUUAGCCCGUCCCCGGUGCCCGUAGGCCUGCCCACCUCUCCCAAGCCUGAGUCCGCACCCGCGACUUACUUUGUGGCUCCGAGGCCCAAGUUCUCAGCCAAGAAAAGCGGCGUCACAGUUCAGGAUGGUGGACAGUUCUUACCACGUUUUAGAAGACCUGUUGGAGCCACCAUAUCUCCCACUUCUCCUCUGAUGUUCCAGCAUUCCUAUAGUUACCCCAGCAAACCAGCAGGUGAGCCUGCAAAAGUCAACAAGAGACUCACACCUUGGGAGGCAGCUGCUAAGUCUCCUCUUGGUCUUGUGGAUGAUGCUUUUGGCCCCAGAAAUAUCCAGGAAUCUAUUGUGGCCAAUGUAGUCUCUGCUGCCCAGAGGAAAAGCUUGCCAGAGCCACUUGAGGACUGGAAACUAAGAGUUUCCUAUGCACCCCAGGCUCAGAAGGCAAAUCUUGGCCCACUCCAUAGGAGAGAGAAUGGCAUCCUCAAUCCACCAAAGAGCACCAUGGCAACAGCUUAUGCCAACAGCCAGUAUGACGCCCCAUUGCCAUAUUCCACCUAUUACAGGAUGCCCUCUAGAACUGGCUGUGAGAGGAUGGCCUUGGAGACCAAGUCUGAGUAUGGCUUCUCCUUCAGCGAUGGCAACUACAAUCCACACCCAAGAGGAUGGAAGCGUGAGACCUGAGAUUUUCCUGCAGUAGAGAAAUCCUCCCUUUCUGUGCUUACCAUCCGCCAGUUCUAAUAGCUAAGCCAUGGAACAAAUCAAGUGAUCUCUUCUUGAUCCAACCAAUUCUGUAGGACAUGGCCA